UCCCAUAUCCGACAAGGUGAAAGUACUGCAACAAUACAUCACCUCCUUGUCGCGCACUAGCGUUCAGUAAAGAUGUCUCAUGCAGGAAAAAAGAGAAAAUUAGACAAAAGUCGCCAGGAUAGACUUUAUUUUGACAGCUAUUCUGAUGUGACCAUACACGAGGAGAUGAUAGCAGACCACGUCCGAACCAACGCUUACCGGACGGCCAUCUUUAGGAACACUGAGCUGAUCAGAGGAAGAGCCGUUCUGGAUGUCGGGGCAGGAACCGGCGUUUUAAGCAUCUUCUGUGCUCAGGCUGGUGCGAGGAGGGUGUUCGCUGUGGAGGCCUGCUCCAUAGCCGAGCAGGCGGAGGAGAUCGUGAAGCACAACAAGGUGGAGGACAUAGUUCAGGUCAUCCGGGGGACGGUGGAGACCGUGGACCUACCGGAGAAAGUGGAGGUGAUCGUGAGCGAGUGGAUGGGCUACGCUCUUCUGCACGAGUCCAUGCUCAACUCGGUGCUGUACGCGCGCGACAAGUGGCUGAAGCCUGGCGGCCUGAUCCUGCCGAGCAGAGCCGAACUCUACAUCACCCCGAUCAGCGACCCGGUGGUGGAGGACCGCUUGUUUUUCUGGUACACCGUCAAGGAUCAGUACGGGGUGGACAUGUCCUGCAUGUCUGACUUCGCUCGGAAAUGCAUCAAGAACACGGACAUCACGGUGAGCUCGGUGGCCGUGGAGGACGUGCUCUCCCACCCGGCCCGCUUCGCGGAACUGGACCUGAACUCGGUGACCGUGGAGGAGUUGCGGUCGGUGAAGGGCCCGUUCCGGUGCGAGUCGUUCGGCUCCGCGGCGGUGAACGCCUUCUGUGUUUACUUCACGGUGACUUUUCCCUGUCCGGGCGUACCGCAGACACUGGUGCUGUCCACAUCCCCGUCCCAACCGGAGACUCACUGGAAGCAGGCGGUGCUGUACCUGGACUCUCCGGUGGAAGUGGUGCAGGACACGCCGGUUACCGGAGAGGUUAGAAUGUAUCCCUCCGAGGACAGCGCCAGACACAUAUGCGUCCAUGUGGACUACACUAUAGGACAGCAGAAGACACAAUCUAAGACUUUCUCCAUCCCUGACUGGACCCCUGAUACUCAAUCUUAAUGAGAAUAAUCCAAUUUAAUCUCAUUUAACUUGUUCUGUCUUCACUGUGAGCUGAUAUGAAGGCCUGGUCAGGAAUAAUCUACAAAUUAAACCCAAGCUGCUGUUUAAAGAUUUUAUGCAACAAUCUGAGCUGAUUUGAGAUUCUUUAGACACAAGCCUGCUGGUCUUUUAUUUGUUUUGUCUAGUAAAAGUUUCCUUUAAUUGACAUAAAAAUGCUUCAUAGCACCUUAUUGUACAUUCUUUAAUUGUGACGUUUCUCUUGAUGUUACCCUUUAAACAGACAUGUCCAAAGUGUGGCUCGGGGGCCAUUUAUAGCCCUUGAAGUGGUUUUAUGUGGCCCCCAAAUAAAUAUCUGGGAUUAAUUCUGUCUUUCUAGAGUGCUGUUGAUAAAGACUGGCAGCUUAUGACACUUUUAUGUUUAGAUCUGUCUUCUACUAGAAUGUUUAACCUUUUUUUGUAUUUUGUAAUUUGAAUUGCUUUUAUUUUCGAUUUAUUCACCAUAUUUAACUUUCUCUUGUACCAUGUUCAGCGCCUUGGGCUUCCCGAUAGGGUUGCAGAAGGCGCUUUAUAAAUAAAGCUUUGAUUGAUUGAUUGAUAGA
Nothobranchius furzeri (turquoise killifish) is the source of this 1727-nucleotide messenger RNA. It is a transcript of the gene prmt6, whose product is annotated as protein arginine methyltransferase 6. Gene Ontology annotation, molecular function: protein-arginine N-methyltransferase activity. Lineage: Eukaryota; Metazoa; Chordata; Actinopteri; Cyprinodontiformes; Nothobranchiidae. Gene Ontology annotation, biological process: peptidyl-arginine methylation. The record is from RefSeq and is a predicted model, not a curated record.